CGCGCGCGGUUUACGUCACUAGUCUGCGCCCAGGUUUCCCGGCAGGUUCUCGGCGGCUCUUCUGGUGCUGGCCGCGGUGCGGCCGAAGGCUGUCCGAGGUAGGCUCCUCUCGGCUCUCCCAUGGAGGAGGCGGCGCUCACUGCAGUCUCGGAUGCACGAACUUCCCGCGGGACGUCGCCGGAGACGGUGGCUGUGUGCGCGCAGGAGCGAGCUGCCUGCGUGGGGGUCUGAGCGGGCACCGGGGUCGCGUCCCGGAGGGAGCCGAGUCGCCCGCCGGCCUGCGACGGCCCUAAGGUAGCUACUUCCUGUAAGCGAGCUCCAGGGCGGAGCUGCGGGCUGUGUCGGCCGCCUGAGGUCGGAGAAGGGCCCCGGGGCGACUUGCUUUUUCGCGUGUUCUGGGGUGGACGCAGCUUCCCUGGUGAUCCGCAGUGAGUCGGAUUGAUUGCCAUUCAAUCCGGCAGAAGUCUGGCUGGUUGGCCCUGUCCGGUCGCGUACUCGUUAAGUUCUGCAUAUCAGUUUUAUUUGCCUUCGUGAGUUUUCAGAAGAUGGUUUCGGCUUGCUGUAACGUUUUGAGCUUGCUUGACUCAGUUCCCUGGCACUUAAUAGGGUUUACACAAAAUGCAGGGUUUGGGGUUCCUGCUUCUUUGAUUUCUCUACGAUAAUGGCAAGGCAUUUAGUUUAGGAGUGGUCUUGAGUGCAGUUUCUUUAGAUUCUAUAUCAUGUGCCCGUUUGAUACCAUAUUAAUUAUUUUUAAAGUUAAAAGAGGAAGUCUGAGAUUUGACGUUUUUCAUUCCAGUAAGCUGUAUGUAGAAGCUCUUACAGUACUUACUAAGUGAAAGAACAGGAAGGCCAGUAACUAUAUAUCUAAGUAUUUAGUAAUUUUCUGUCCUUUCACCUACUUCCAUAUUUUCUUCUUUCCAGGGUGGAACUACUCUGCCGUGGUUAAAUACUUUAAAUGGGAAUAAAGGAUAGCGUUUCCAAGAAAAUGAGAAUGAAUAAAUCAUCUCUGUUUUUUAAAAGAAAGACCAUAUUAAACUUACAUCAAAAUUAUAUUAUGGACUAUCAGUUAAGAUUGGAAAUAGUUAAAACAACACAAAGCCAAAAUUUAUAAAAUAAUCCAAACUUAUUACAGACCACUCUUUUGCCAUAAUUUGAAGAAACAUAAUUAGGUUUGAGGAUUGCGUCACCUUGUCUCCUGUACAAGCAGUUUCUCUGUUCGGUGAUCAAUGUCACUCACAGGAACUUAAGUAACUAACGAAAUGAGCCUGGGGCGUGGAAAAUAUGAUUUUUAUAUUGGUCUGGGAUUGGCUAUGACCUCCAGCAUUUUCAUUGGAGGGAGUUUCAUUUUGAAAAAAAAAGGCCUUCUGCGACUUGCCAGGAAAGGCUCAAUGAGAGCAGGUCAAGGAGGCCAUGCAUAUCUUAAGGAAUGGUUGUGGUGGGCUGGACUGCUGUCAAUGGGAGCCGGUGAAGUGGCCAAUUUUGCUGCAUAUGCAUUUGCUCCGGCCACAUUAGUGACUCCACUAGGUGCGCUCAGCGUCCUCGUAAGUGCCAUUCUGUCUUCAUACUUCCUAAAUGAAAGACUUAAUCUUCAUGGGAAAAUUGGGUGUUUGCUAAGUAUUCUAGGGUCUACAGUUAUGGUCAUUCAUGCUCCAAAGGAAGAGGAGAUUGAGACCUUAAAUGAAAUGUCACAUAAGUUAGGUGAUCCAGGUUUUGUGGUCUUUGCAACAUUUGUGGUCAUUGUGGCCUUGAUAUUCAUCUUUGUGGUGGGACCUCGACAUGGACAGACAAACAUUCUUGUGUAUAUAACAAUCUGCUCUGUGAUUGGAGCAUUUUCAGUCUCCUGUGUGAAGGGUUUGGGUAUCGCCAUAAAAGAGUUGUUGGCUGGAAAGCCUGUUCUGCAGCACCCCCUCGCCUGGAUUCUUCUGUUUAGCCUUGUGGUCUGUGUGAGCACACAGAUUAAUUACCUAAACCGGGCUCUGGACAUUUUCAACACUUCCAUUGUGACUCCAAUAUAUUAUGUGUUCUUUACAACUUCAGUUUUGACUUGUUCAGCUAUUCUUUUUAAAGAAUGGCAGGAUAUGCCUGUUGAUGAUGUCAUUGGGACUUUGAGUGGCUUCUUCACAAUCAUUGUGGGGAUAUUUUUGUUGCAUGCCUUUAAAGAUGUCAGUUUUAGUCUAGCAAGUCUGCCAGUAUCUUUUCGAAAAGAUGAAAAGGCAAUGAAUGGCAAUCUUUCUAGUAUGUAUGAAGUUCUUAAUAAUAAUGAAGACGACUUACCCUGUGGAAUUGAACACACUGGUGAAAAUAUUUCCCGUAGGAAUGGAAAUCUGCCAUCUUUUUAAGGACAUGUUUGAAAAGUUAACCUAUAAUUCUGUUAUAAAGUGAGUUUUGAGCAUCAGAAUGUAUCUGAAAAAAUUAUCCUCAAAUAAUGUCCUCUAAAGACAAUCUUUUUUUAAGUUUUCACUAAUUUGGAUCAAGAAAUUACUUUUCUUAUAGUUAAACAAUGGUAGCUCACUAAUAUGACCUCAGUACAUGGCUAAUUUCUAAUAACAUUGUAUUAUUGUAAAGGUAUUUUACAUUUUUAUUCAUUCUCCAGAAAUUUAAAUGCACUAAUGACAAGUUUUAAGCUUAUAAAAAUGUUUUAUUUUUUCCAUUGGUGAUGAACAUUAAAAUGUACAUUUGUGAUCCCCAUUCCAUCAAUACCUCAUCAUACUAAGGCUUUUUGAUUAUAAAUUAUGUGUGUGUGAUUCCAAGAAAAUAAUUCUCAGGUGGUGAUUUGUCACCCAAACAUCUGGUUUCCCGCACACAUCUGCUGGCCCCCUUUUGGAAAAACCCACUGUGCUAUCAGUUAGUACUUGCUGUUUCCAUGGUGACUGGAUCUCUGUGUCAUCUUAUGGAGCUCUUGGACCUCUCAGUGUGGUUCAGAAUGGGCUAGAUUGUCAUUCAGCCCUUAACUCUGCCUUAUCAACAGAAACUUGAGUUUCCUUAAAUUUAGAAACUCGUGCUUGCAUAAAAUGGCAGGUUGGAACAAAAUCUUUAUUUUGAUCCUAAUUGCUUAGGUUUAAAAUGUUUGUAAAAUAGGUCUCUUUGAACCAAGUGAUUUAUUUUGCUUCAGAGUUUGCUUUUUUUUUUUAAAUAGAAACUGUGAAAAAAUGUUUAUAGAAAAAAUACAAGCAGGUACAAAAAGGUUAGGCCAAUGUAAGGAACACUCUCCAGCUUUAGACUCGCCCACUUCAAAGUCAUGUACUAGCUUAAAAAAAAACCACUCCCCUCCAUCCUAUCCCUCACUGACAGGAAGAGCUGAAGCUGUUUCCUGGUCCUGCCCAUGGUUGUAUAGUAGCUUAGUACUGGUUUUGUGGGGGGAAAAAAAGUUUUUUUUGGAGUGGGGGUAGCUUUGUUCUAUUUAUUAUUGGCACUCUUAAGGAUUCUUGCCUUCUUUUCCUCUGACUCCCUCUAUGUAAGUCCUUUUCGGGCCAUACUUGGUUUCAGUCACAGGACCUAGUAUAUUCUACACAAUUGUUCUAAAACUGAGCUACAGUUCCAGCCUUCCUAUAUAACUUAUAAAUGUCAGACAGAAUAGGCUUCCCCCUUACCCUCGCAGAUAUAAUUUAUGUCUGUUUUAUGUACUGUAUGUCUUAUUUUGCACAUAAAAAAAAAGCCAAUGUUCAUUCCCUUGGGGGUGAAGAGUUUCCUCAUUGAGAAUGUGUGUUGUACAUACAACACUUUAUACGUACGGAAUCUUGUAUGCAAGCAUUUUAUUUGGCCUGUCACUUGGUAAUAUAGUUGUUAACUUUUAAAAUCUACACUUCAUAGGGUCAGUACAGAUGCCAUUACGACUAUUCAUAUCAACAAAAAUAUUUUAGGUAACUUUUUGAUAAAUAGGCUUGUUUAAAAUGUUACUCAGGUUUACAGUACAGCUGGAUAGUACCUGUGUUUUAUUUUCUGUGUAAAAUAAAGCUCAAAGCUUUUGGACUUUGGGGUUUCCCAGCCCA
Messenger RNA from Mus musculus (house mouse), 3989 nucleotides. RefSeq names its product non imprinted in Prader-Willi/Angelman syndrome 2 homolog (human) (gene Nipa2). Bases 1260 to 2339 code for a protein of 359 amino acids. The record is from RefSeq and is marked validated. Gene Ontology annotation, cellular component: early endosome; membrane; plasma membrane. Gene Ontology annotation, molecular function: magnesium ion transmembrane transporter activity. Gene Ontology annotation, biological process: magnesium ion transport; magnesium ion transmembrane transport. The transcript is spliced from 7 exons. Lineage: Eukaryota; Metazoa; Chordata; Mammalia; Rodentia; Muridae.